Messenger RNA from Nicotiana tabacum (common tobacco), 1230 nucleotides. RefSeq lists its product as uncharacterized. The record is from RefSeq and is a predicted model, not a curated record. Lineage: Eukaryota; Viridiplantae; Streptophyta; Magnoliopsida; Solanales; Solanaceae.
AUGGCUAUUAUUUUGAGGUAUGUUGAUAGAAGGGGAAGUGUGAUGGAGCGAUUUAUUGGUAUUGUUCAUGUUCGUGAAACUAUUACUUUGUCUCUAAAGAAUGGAAUUAUUGGUUUACUUGCUCAACAUUCUUUAAGUCCAUCUUCCAUACGGGGACAAUGUUACGAUGGAGCAAGCAAUAUGCAAGGUGAUAUAAAUGAGCUUAAAAUCUUGAUGCAAAAAGAAAGUAAAGGUGCCCAUUCUAUUCAUUGUUUUGCUCAUCAGCUUCAACUAACUCUUGUUGCAGUGUCUAAAAGAUGUGAUGAAGUGCAAGAACUUUUAUUGGUUGUUUCCGAUAUCUUAAAUAUGGCGAGAUCUUAUUUCAAGCGUAGAGAUGAACUUCGCGAAUUUCAAGUGGAAGAAAUUGAAGAAGCAUUACGUAAAAGUGAGCUUGAAACUGGUAGGGGCUUAAAUCAAGAAUUAGGUCUUGCUAGAGCUAGAGAUACUCGAUGGGGUUCUCACUUCAAAUCCUUUAACAAUUUUAUUCUUAUGUUAGGCCCUAUCAUUGAUGUACUUGAUGCAAUUGCUGUUAAUGCACGUUUUGAAGAAAAGUGUAAGGCAAAGGGAUACCUUAAAGCAUGUUUAACAUUUGAGAUUGUCUUCAUGUUGCAUUUUAUGCGCACUAUUUUAGCAAUCAAAAAUGAGCUUAAUGUUGCCUUUCAAAAGAAAGAGCAAGAUAUUGCAAAUGCUAUGAUACUUGUUAGAGUGGAAAAAGAUCGAUUGCAACUUCUAAGAGAGAAAGGUUGGGCUUCACUUAUUGAUGAGGUAUCUAAGUUUUGUAUCAAAUAUGACAUAUUGAUACCUAACUUUGAUGAACCUUAUGUUAUCCUUAGAAGAUCACGUCGUAGAGUUGCAGAGUACAAUUUUUUUCAUCACUACCAUGCUGUAGUAUUCUGUAAAAUUAUUGACUGGCAAUUUCAAGAACUCAAUAACCGCUUUGAUGAGGUGACAACUGAAUUGCUUCUUAGAGUUGCUUGCUUGAACCCAGUUAACUCUUUUUCAAGUUUUGACAUUGAAAAGAUAUUGAGAUUAGCGAAGCUAUAUACUGAUGAUUUUGAUAAAUAUUCUAUAGUUGACCUUCAUUUUCAGCUUGAGAAUUACAUUGUUGAUGUCAGAGAUCAUGACAACAGGUUUUUCGAUCUUAAGGACUUGUUGUUACGGCUACGAUUGAAAGAGCUUUCUCAGCAAUGA